Molecule: messenger RNA, 897 nt
Organism: Daucus carota subsp. sativus
Lineage: Eukaryota; Viridiplantae; Streptophyta; Magnoliopsida; Apiales; Apiaceae
Product: receptor-like protein 35
Exons: 1
Coding region: 1-897 (298 amino acids)
Molecular function (GO): protein binding
Source: RefSeq, a predicted model, not a curated record
AUGAGGAAAUGCUUGGGGCUACUUUUGAUCAUGAUAGCCUUGUUCAUGAAAGAUCUUCCUGUAGUUGUUUCAUUAUCUCAUAACAUGCAAAAACUUGCGCUAUUUCAGAUCAAGCUUAGCUUGGCAACAAAUAGUACUGCUUCUGCAUUUUGUGAUAAAAAUUUACUUAUUCCCUCGUAUUCAAAGAUGAUGAACUGGAGCAUGAGUUCUGAUUGCUGCACGUGGGAUGGAGUUACUUGUAACGAGAGGACUGGGGAUGUGAUUGGACUGGACAUGCGUUGUAGCCAACUUGUCGGACCAAUUUUUCCAAACAGCAGCCUCUUCCAACUUUCUCAUCUCCAAUCCCUCAACCUCGAUUUCAAUGAUUUACAUGGAGUAUUACCUGAAGGUAUUUUCCACCUACCUAAUUUGAAAGAGUUAAGUUUAAGGUAUAACUUAAAUCUCACUGUAAGUUUACCGAAAACUAAAUGGGGAUGCAGUGGGAGUCUCCAGACACUUUUCAUUGAACAAACAUCCUUAUCUGGAGAAAUACCAGAUUCAAUAAGAUAUCUCAAGUCCUUGACCACUUUGGAACUCUUGGAUGGCAACUUCUCUGGAACAAUUUCAAGAUCCAUCGGGAACCUUACUCAGCUUACCUCAUUGUUCUUUGCUAACAAUUAUUUCAGUGGUGCGAUUCCUGAUUCAUUAGGUAAUCUACAAAACCUAACACAGCUAACUAUUAGUGGUAGCAAAUUGAUUGGUCAGAUUCCCUCUUUGGUUGCCAAUCUUAAGCAACUGGAAACAUUAUAUCUGUCAGAUAAUUUACUAACUGAUGAGUUCCCCUCUUGGGUUGCCAAUCUUAAGCAACUGAAAACUUUGUAUCUGUCAGAUAAUUUACUAACCGGACUACUGCCCUAA